AUGGCCUUCGAGACCAAAGCCACCAUCGCCAAUUUCGGCGGCAAGCUUCUCAAGCUGCAACACCAGUCCUCCAGCACAGGCACCCCUAUGGACGUGAACCUAUUCCUACCUCCCACCGCAGUCUCCGGGUCCAAGGUUCCGGUGCUAAUCUACCUAUCCGGUCUAACCUGCACACCUCAAAACUGCACCGAGAAGGGCUUCUUCCAAGCGCACGCGGCGCGCAAGGGCAUCGCCCUAGUCUGGCCCGACACCUCGCCGCGCGGCGCGAACCUGCCCGGCGAGACGGAGAGCUGGGACUUCGGCGCGGGGGCGGGGUUCUACGUGGACGCGACGCAGGCGCCGUGGAGCGCGCACUACCGGAUGGAAUCGUACAUCUCGUCAGAGCUGCCGGCCGCGCUUUUCGCCGCGUUCCCCGAGUCUCUCGACCCCGCGCGCGUCAGCAUCACAGGCCACAGCAUGGGCGGCCACGGCGCGCUAACCCUGUUCCUCAAGAACCCCGGCAAGUACCGCAGCGUCAGCGCCUUCGCGCCCAUCGCCAACCCGUCCCAGUGCCCCUGGGGCGACAAGGCCUUCUCCGGAUACCUGGGCGCGGACCGCGAGGCGUGGAAGGCCCACGAUGCUACGGAGCUGGUCAAGGGCUGGGCGGGCAAGGAUAUCAAGGCCCUGGUCGAUGUGGGCACCGGGGAUAACUUUUACAAGCAGGGCCAGCUGUUGCCGGAGAACUUUGAGAAGGCGGUUAAGGAGGCGGGCGUUAAGGGGUUGGAGUUGAGGUACCAGCCGGAUUACGAUCACUCCUACUUCUUCAUGUCGACGUUUGCCGGGGACCACGUUGAACAUGCUGCGAAGCACCUGCUCUCGUAG
Molecule: messenger RNA, 861 nt
Organism: Daldinia childiae
Lineage: Eukaryota; Fungi; Ascomycota; Sordariomycetes; Xylariales; Hypoxylaceae
Product: S-formylglutathione hydrolase
Exons: 2
Coding region: 1-861 (286 amino acids)
Biological process (GO): formaldehyde catabolic process
Cellular component (GO): cytosol
Molecular function (GO): S-formylglutathione hydrolase activity
Source: RefSeq, a predicted model, not a curated record